Rubroshorea leprosula is the source of this 1170-nucleotide messenger RNA. Lineage: Eukaryota; Viridiplantae; Streptophyta; Magnoliopsida; Malvales; Dipterocarpaceae. The record is from the annotation of a GenBank genome assembly.
GUCAUCGGACAAGACAUUGAUCGUCGUUGAGCUGGUUACACGAUAUUGAUGAUAGGAAGAGAAGAUGAGUUGGAGUGCCGCAGAUGCAGUAGACUACAAGGGAUUCCCUGCUGACAAGUCUAGAACUGGCGGAUGGAUACCCACUGCCCUUAGCUUAGGUAUGCAGGAAUACAGCUCUUAUGUUUCUUUGCAACAUGUUGUUCUAAUAGAUUUCAAUUAUGCAUUCAAGCAAGUAGCUAUAAAACCUGAAGAGAAGAAUAUUGCCUUCCGGAGUGUUCAUAUUGUUGAUGUACCAAGCCCACAAAACCCAGUCGCUGCUUGAUAUAGAACAAUUGCAAUUUUUGCCGCUAUCCAAACCCUUGGGACAAGCAUGUUAGCAAUAUCAACAAAACUCGAAGAGCUUCGCCCAACUCAAUAACAAGCAUCCACCAUGCAAAGAACAAUGGGAAAGUUCCAGAUCCGAGCUGGUUCCCUCACUGUAUUCUUUGUGGCAGCCAUUUUGAUUAUUUUAGGAUUUAGCAACCUACAAAGAAUAGCCAUAGGUUUGUUCCUUUCAGCUAUAGGAAUGGCAGCUGCAGCAAUAGCAGUGGUGAAAUGGCUAUCUGUCGCAAAAGCAUCUGAUCAAACCACAACCCUGCCUAUCACCGUUUUCCUUCUGAUCCCACAGUUCUUCCUUGUUGGUGGUGGAGAAGCAUUCACACACACUGGCCAGCUGAAUUUCUUCAUCACUCAAUCUCCAAAGGGGGCAGUGACUGGAAACAGCCAUCGACAAGGAUGGCUGGGGGAUAAUAUCAAUAAAGGAAGACUUGACUGCUUUUAUGAGCUUCUAGCUGCACUAAGCUUCAUUAACUUUGGACUAUUUCUUCUCGCUGCAACAUGGUACAAGCGCAGAACAUUAAACCAUCCCUCCCCCGGGCUGAAGAUUCUAGUUAAAGGUUCCUCAACUGAGGAGAAAUCCUAGCUUUUGAUGCAUCCUGUGUCUUGUCUUCAUGGUAUAGUUUGUGGCUUCCCCCAUUGUUAUGUGUGAUUACCGAGUACUGACUAUUGUAGUAGUGUGGAGCUUUUUUGUUCGGUGUGGCCCUUAUACCCCGCCUAGUAUUCAGUUGGAUCUAGUGUUCCAGUACUGAACAAGUGUGCCUACUUUUUGUUCAAUAAACAGUCUUUUGCAGU